Molecule: messenger RNA, 1027 nt
Organism: Hyphopichia burtonii NRRL Y-1933
Lineage: Eukaryota; Fungi; Ascomycota; Pichiomycetes; Serinales; Debaryomycetaceae
Gene: MSO1
Product: Mso1p
Exons: 1
Coding region: 215-907 (230 amino acids)
Source: RefSeq, a predicted model, not a curated record
GGAGAGACAAAUCAAAGGGUUUAGAACGACUUUGGGCAAUGACUAUAGCAGUGGGCGUGUUCAAUGCUGAGACUGGCUCUUUGGAAAGAACAGCUGAAACCAUCUGGUUUUAGUGGUACCAGGUUGUCACUUUAUAAUCGAAGCGAACGAACGAAAAAACAAAAAAGUACGAAAUGGCUACUAUCUAUCUUUUACAUUUACAUAAUAUCUAGAGAUGAGUCAAUACGAACCUAACGUGGCUCCUGCCAAAUCGUUUAUUUCCAAAAUCAAUUCCAAGUUUUCGAAUCUUUCGAUAUCUUCAGGGAUUCAAAAUAUUCAUUCUGAUAAAGAUGGUAGUAGCAAUGACGACACCUUGAUUCAUAAUGCAUUUGUUAAAUUCUUUGAAUCCAGAGGAGAACCUUAUCCCGAAUGGUUAGGAGUGAAAAAAGCCAACCAAGAUCCCAGAUCACAGCAAUCCUAUUCAAGAAGUACUUACCAACAUAAUUCUGAAUUUCAACCAGUUCGUACUCAAUAUAAUACCGGUGCUUACAAUCAACAGCAGUACCAACCCCAACAAUACCAACCUCAACAGGGCCAGCCUCAACAGCAGUACCAGCAGUAUGAUCAAGAGAGCCAAGGUGGAGCUGAGGUGGGGCGUAAGCAAUCUUCAUACACCCCAAGGUCUUCUAGUAAAUUGUUUGAUUUAUAUAAUAAAUCGAGACAACAAGCAGUUCCAGGAUCAGGAUAUAACGCUCAAUCUGCUCCGGCUCCGGCUAGAAGUAAUACGUCUGGGGCCCAUUCCUCGAGACUAAGAGAAAGAAUGAUGAAUCAAUCGCCAAGUAUGAACAAUCUUAGUCAAGCUGCAGGUAACUCUACUUCUGCGAAUAAUAGCUCUGGUAGCAAAGCAACUUGGGGUAGAAGAGGAUAAUUCUUCUUUUUUGAUUAUUACAUUUUAUUUGAUUCAGUUCUUCUCGUCUACGUACGUUUAAUUUAAGGAUAAAACCUGUAUAUUUUCAUAUAUAUGUUACUAAACGUUACUUCAUUAAAU